AUGGCAAACUUUAACUUCUACCUGCUGAGCUGUGCGCUGCUGCUGGUCUGCAGCUCGCGCUCCUCCGGACACCCCGUGCGCGCGCUGAGCGCGGAGAGCCAGGCGCAGUGCGCAGUGUUCAGGAGCCUCCUGCUGGAUGUGGCGGCGCUGAUCGGCGCGGAGGAUUUGUGUCGAACCGUCUCAGCCGAUAAAGUGACGCCGAGCGGCAACAACGAAACGGUCCUGAGCUGCGCUCCCACCCAGACUUCAGGCUGCAUGUUGCAAAGAAACUCGUCUUUCAGUGAGAGUGAAUGUCUGGGGAACAUCGGGAAAGACCUGGCUCACUACCAAUCCGUCAUCCAGUCCUACCUGGACUUAGAUCAUGAGAAACAAAUUGCACUUCUGAGCCCAAUUCUGGAAAAGAUAACCAGCCUGAGGAAGAGCUUUUCCCUGAAGCCGAGUGAAGAGACUGACUCUUCAUCGUCUCCUGAGAGGAACCCUGCUCCGAGGUGGGAGGAGAGCGCCUACAGUAACCGCUACAACAUGUGCAAGAUGAUGAGAGGCUUCCACAUCCGGAUGAUCACCAUCAACCGAGCGAUGGGCUACAUCUCCUCGGGAGACCACAGAAAGUGAAACCCUCCCGCCCCCCCCCCCCCCCCCCCCCCCCCCCCCCCCCCCCC
Molecule: messenger RNA, 659 nt
Organism: Salarias fasciatus (jewelled blenny)
Lineage: Eukaryota; Metazoa; Chordata; Actinopteri; Blenniiformes; Blenniidae
Gene: il12a
Product: interleukin 12a
Exons: 7
Coding region: 1-612 (203 amino acids)
Biological process (GO): immune response
Cellular component (GO): extracellular region
Molecular function (GO): growth factor activity; interleukin-12 receptor binding
Source: RefSeq, a predicted model, not a curated record